CCCCGCACACUGGCUCUAUCUACUUUUUCUGGAGUGGAGAUGUGUGUGCGUCAGUCUCAUUUGUCGGAUUUUUUCAUUCAACAAUUUAGUAUUAAUUAAUGAACAUUGAGACGAAAUCCGAAAUAAUCAUGAAAAUUCAGUGAACGAAGGAGACAUCAACAGAAUUAUCACAAGUGAUACCAGCGGAGCUAUGAAUAACUCAAUUCUCUAAAAAAAACUCGUGACAAUGUUCCAGAACUCACCAUAAAAGUCAUUGAUCGAAUAGACAGACUUGCCAGAUUUUUAAUCAGUUUUUUCUAAUCAUCAGUCUCAUCCGUAAAGACUUUACCUAACGGUGGAUAAUAAAUUUUGAAUAAUCGUGGGUUGUUUCCACUGGUUGCUCAUAAGUGAAGUGAAAUUUUUUUCGGAGCGAAUUGGAGGACAGAUUUGUUUUUGUGGACCACACCGACGCAAUGUACCGCAGUACAACUGCAUGAAUAACCCAAAAAUCUUAUUCGUCGCAUUGUGAUGAUUUUUCAAUGUUUCAUUGAGCGUUGGAACGGUUUUUGUUGACAACCGAUUCCUUUUUAACCGGGUAAACAAUGACCGCCACGUUCGAUCAGUAUGACAAGUCCAGUUGGUACUUCGGGGCAAUGUCUAGGCAGGACGCCUCGGACGUGCUGAUGGGGGAGAAAGAGAGUGGUGUAUUCUUGGUGCGUGACAGUACCUCAAUUCACGGUGAUUUCGUACUCUGUGUGAGGGAGGAUAGCAAAGUCAGUCACUACAUUAUCAAUAAGAUGCAGCAGGGUGAUCACAUACGUUACAGAAUCGGAGAUCAGACGUUUUCAGAUAUUCCGAAUUUAUUGGCAUUCUACAAGAUUCAUUAUUUAGAUACAACACCACUUAUAAGGCCAGCACCCAAGAAAAUACAGAGAAUCAUGGCUAAAUAUGAUUUUGAGGGCAAUGAUCCGGAUGAUCUGCCUUUUAGAAAAGGUGAGAUUCUCACAGUCGUAACAAAAGACGAGGAACAGUGGUGGACGGCACGUAACAGCGUUGGUCAAACAGGCCUCGUACCAGUGCCAUAUGUACAAAAGUACGAAGAAGAUAAUCAUGGAAUUGAGAACAAUGUACGGCCAGACAGUACAAGCAGUGGCUCCAGUACAGCAUCGAAUUCACUCCCAUCAUCCACAACACCCUCGGUUAAUGCAGAUACAACGCAAGUAACAAUAACCCCAACAACAGUAACAGCCACAGCAACGCGUCGUUCAAAUAUUCAACGUAAAUUACCAGCAUUUGCAAAAGUUAAGCAGGCACGUGUGCCAAAUGCCUACGACAAAACAGCACUGAAACUUGAGGUUGGUGACAUGAUCAAGGUGACUAAAAUGAAUAUGAAUGGCCAGUGGGAGGGUGAAUUACACGGUAGAGUUGGACAUUUUCCAUUCACUCACGUUGAAUUUGUCGAUAAUGAAAUAACUACUGAGGAGAAUCAAGAGAUUUGAGGUUGAAGGAGAAUAAAGCAAGUAUAUAAAGCGAAAUGAAAAUGUUUGUUCUUUCGUUCUUCCAAUUUGUAAUGCAAUUACAUAAGAAAUCUUUUUUCGUGGUUGUUACCAAACAAAGUAUAAAGAAUUAUGUAUGAAAUAAUAUCUAACUCAAUGGAAUUUGCCAUUAGCAUCAACAUAUUUAGUACGAAGGAUUAUAUUUUAAUUAAUAGCACUCUGGUUUGGUGGAAUAGGAAGAUACGUUUAUUCAGUUUUGCGAACGUUUUGCGAAUAACUUGAGAACGAAGAAGUGGACGGGGUAAAUUGUAAUAUCAGACGUGGGGGGCUGGGACAUUUAUGAUUCUAAGUGGUACUUGAAGGCUUCUUUUCCUCCACAAGUACUUGAGAUAUUGAGAGAAUAUGUAGUUCAUAGAUCCGAUCAAUUAGCCCCUCAUGUAUAGAUAUUCCA
Diachasma alloeum is the source of this 1926-nucleotide messenger RNA. It is a transcript of the gene Crk, whose product is annotated as adapter molecule Crk. Gene Ontology annotation, molecular function: protein binding. The transcript has 3 exons. Lineage: Eukaryota; Metazoa; Arthropoda; Insecta; Hymenoptera; Braconidae. The record is from RefSeq and is a predicted model, not a curated record. Bases 582 to 1478 code for a protein of 298 amino acids.